AUGGGUGAAGAUCGCUCACGCUCCAGCUCGCAAAGAACUCGACGGAAUUCGACGGUGACGCUAGAGUACACUCUCAAGGUGGAUUCUAGCUCGCAAACCUAUCGACAACGUACCGAAAGUCGAGCUUCUCUGGUACCCACCGCCGCUGCCACCGCCAUGACCGUCAAGAAGAAGUCGACGGUGGUGGCGCCUGCGACGAGCAGCACGACCAAGGACCGCAUCUAUUCCAAACCGGCGUUCAACCCACCUCAACGAGUCAAACUCGUAUCUCCCCUCUACGC
This is a messenger RNA of Acaulospora colombiana, 281 nucleotides long. The record is from the annotation of a GenBank genome assembly. Lineage: Eukaryota; Fungi; Glomeromycota; Glomeromycetes; Diversisporales; Acaulosporaceae.